Gavia stellata (red-throated loon) is the source of this 1764-nucleotide messenger RNA. Its product is annotated as INSYN2B protein-like. The coding region runs from base 1 to 1764 and encodes 587 amino acids. The record is from RefSeq and is a predicted model, not a curated record. NCBI's taxonomy places the organism in Eukaryota, Metazoa, Chordata, Aves, Gaviiformes, Gaviidae. Gene Ontology annotation, cellular component: postsynaptic density. The transcript has 4 exons. Gene Ontology annotation, biological process: inhibitory postsynaptic potential.
AUGGUCAGCCGCGAGCCCCUUCCCGUCCCGGCCCCCACCAGCGAGGGCGGCCAGGAGAAAGCCAUGACGGUGCGCUCAGUGCUGCUCAAUCGUGACUCUCCCGACAUCGAGAGCCGCCUCAAACGCCGGCGCAACCGCACGCAGCAGGUCCGCUUCAAGGACCUGGUGGAGGGCGGCGUGGGGCAGGCAGCCAGCCCCACCCCAGGGCCCCCGGCCGCCCCUGGCCCCAACACCCCACGUGCCUCACCGCCCCCCAGGGAUGCCCCUGAGCCGGCGGCUCUCUGUGCCUCGCGGCGGAGCUGGCCCCAGGCCCAGCUGGGCUCGCUGACACUGCCCAUGCCCAGGAAGGCGUGCAUGAGCACCGCCAUCCAGACCUCUCCCAGCCUCCAGAAGCCCUUCCCGGCCUCCCAGCCCCGCAGCAAGAGCAUCUGUGAUGUGGCUGGGGACGCGGUGCUGGCUGCCACUGUGGGGAGCACCUGGUGCCCAGGGGGGGCCGUGCCCACCGGCGCCAGCCGGGCUGUGCCCCCGCAGGUGCCGGGCAGCCUCCCCGUGCAUGAUCGUGACGCAGCCCCCGCCCAGCAAGCCACGGUGUGCCGUGUGCCACCGCCACCGCCCAGGGAUCCCUGUCCCCCUUACCCUGGCACAGCCAGGUGCCCCGCUGCCUGCUGCAACUCCCCGGCUCAGAGCUGCGCCCCUGAGCCCUGCCUGCCACCUCCUGCCUGCGCCCGACUCCGCGGGAAGCCCAGGGACGGCCGUGGGGUCCCCCUGCGCCCGGCCUCCAUGCCCUGCGGUCAGCCCCAGCUGCCUGCCGAGCCACAGGGGCUCGGCCGGAGCGACUCGGAGUGGAGCCUGCUCCGUGGGCGCCCACCGCCCCACCUCCGCCAGCCAGCUCAGGGCAACCCCCCACGGGACCCCCCACCACCCCAGCACCAGCUUUGCGGCGUGCCCUGGGGGGGACCCUGCUGCACCUCGCCAGCCCCCAUCCCACCCGUGUUGGGCUGGCAUGGGUCUGCCACCACCGCACCAGAGAAGACACCAGCUGCGCGCGGCCAUCCGGACCCCCGUGGCAUCUGCAGCCGGCUGCGCGCCGCUGAGCCUGGGCAUGGCGGGGCAGGACUGGAGGGGCCCGGGGAGCCGCUGCCCCCGGCCCUGCAGGGCCCCGGUGUGGGGACGCAGCCAGCGGGGCAGGCACCGGAGGUCCCCCGGCAUGGGCAGCCCUGCCUCACCGCUGAGCAGUCAGAGACACUGCGCCACGUCCAGGACCUUCUGCAGCUGGUGGUGGUGGCCAAGGGGCCGGUGGGACCACCAACGGGGGACGAGGACACCCAGACAUCUCAGGGAGAGGGCCCCCGGGGGCCCGGGGAGCAGGGGGACCUGAAGUCCCAGCUGCAGUCCCUGGAAGGGGUGCUGGAGACCAGCCAACAAACCAUCCGGGUGCUGCUGGACGUCAUCCAGGACCUGGAGAAGAAGGAGGCCCAGCGGGACGGGCGACACUCGUACCGGACAGGGCAAGACAUCGCCAACUGUGGGACCUGCCGGGACUGUGCCUGCAUCAUCUACAGCGUGGAGCACGAUUUCCGGCAGCAGGAGGGCCGCUUCCAGCGGGUGCUGAGCCAUAUCGAGGGCGACACAAUGCCGAGCUCCCCCACGGCAGCGGCGGCGGGGACCGUCCUGCCGCCCAGGCAAGAGCUGUCGCCGGUGACAAAGCUGCCUGCGAAGCUGGACGCGAAGAAAUCCAGGCGCAAAUGCUUCUGGUUCCUGUGA